Penicillium vulpinum is the source of this 1005-nucleotide messenger RNA. RefSeq lists its product as uncharacterized. The record is from RefSeq and is a predicted model, not a curated record. Gene Ontology annotation, molecular function: dioxygenase activity. Lineage: Eukaryota; Fungi; Ascomycota; Eurotiomycetes; Eurotiales; Aspergillaceae. Bases 1 to 1005 code for a protein of 334 amino acids. The transcript is spliced from 3 exons.
AUGUCACCAAUCGCCACAUCAACUUUAGUCGAAGAGACACCUGUUGCUCCCCUGCCUACAAUUGACUAUGCCUCCCUGGAGGCAAAGGAUCUUGAGGAGACAAAGGCUCUCCUAGAUGCCAGCAAAACCCACGGAUUCUUCUACCUUAAUCUCAAGAACGUGGGAACAAUUUUGGAUGAUUGGCAGAAAGUUCUCCAAUUUAUGGAUGCAUACUUUAGCCAGGACAUUACUACCAAAAUGAAAGAUGAUCGCCAAAGCGAUACAUAUGGUUAUGAACCAUCUGGAACCUCUGCAGGAGGUGUACGUGGUCAAUCUGACUUUUAUGAAACUCUGAAGAUUGCGCGUUCGGAGAUGCUCGAGAAGUCGCCUUUCCUACCCCAGGGUGCCAAGGAUAAUCUCGAGUUAUUCGACCGCUUCAUCAGAGCCUCAGACACCAUAACCAAAACUAUUCUCGCACGGCUCUCGGACAUUCUCAACCUGACCCUUGGCUGCCGUUUUGAGGAUGUACACCGCGUUGGCGAGAGUUCACGUACCACACUCGUCCUCUUCCGAUACCCUCAACAAGAAGCUUCCGACUCGGGCGUUGGUCACAACAAGCAUACAGACAUCGGUACGCUGACCCUCCUCUUCAGCGAGCAAUGGGGGCUACAGGUGCUUUCACCCGAAACGCAGAAGUGGAAUUUCAUUCAGCCCAAAGCAGAUCACGCUGUCAUCAACGUUGGUGACUCACUCCGCUUUCUAUCAGGCCAUCAACUAAACUCCUGCGUCCAUCGGGUCUUGCCCAAUACGAAAUCUGGUCGCCAGGAAGAACACAGGUACAGUAUUGCGUACUUCUUGAGGCCCGAAGACGCAGCCGUAUACACGGACAGCAAGGGUCGGUCGAUCCGUGCGCGAGACUGGCACGAUGAGAAAUACAACGUGUUCCGUCAGGCGCAUGAUGAAUCUUUCAAAGACAGUAUUCUGACUGGUGGAAUGGAAAGAGAUGACCUAUUGGUUGAGACUUAG